Messenger RNA from Dentiscutata erythropus, 411 nucleotides. Lineage: Eukaryota; Fungi; Glomeromycota; Glomeromycetes; Diversisporales; Gigasporaceae. The record is from the annotation of a GenBank genome assembly.
GACUGGAUAAUAGUAUAGGUGAAAUUAUGAUCAAAGAAAAGGUGGGUACGAAAAAAGCCAAAGGACAGAUUUACGAUUUUAUUCUAGCACACAAUCCUGACACCAAACGAAAUACUUUAUAUCAGCGCAUCAAUAGAGCCAGGAAGGUUUAUGAGUUUACCGAAAAAAUAGGAGUUGAUAAAAUCAAGUAUAUCAAAACGUAUAAUGCGAAUGCUAUCGCAGAUUUAUCUGUUAGCCAGAUUCAAACUAUUAUUGAUUAUUUCUCCAAGAACCCCAACACUGAAUUACCAGAUGAUCAAGAAGGCUCUAAUAUCGAUUCCGAAGAGGAGAUUUCGGAUGAUCAAACAGAUGCAUCGGAGGCGGUUUCAGCUGAGUCACCUCUUCCUGUAUCUUAUGACUUUAAUUCUUCAA